AUGCAGCAGAGUGAAGCCAUGUGGAUCAAGUUUGACGCAGACAGACUGUACGUGAUCCGUAUCUACGUCGACAAUGUGAACGUGGUGACAGGCCAAACCUCGCAAGUACAAGGCCAGCAAGAUUAUGUCAUCGUGCCCGAUCAGGCCUUCCUCAAUGGAUACAAAUCCAACAUCAAUGCGUUAACAACACAGUUUCGCCGUCCACGGUAUGCGGCCAAUUAUACACAGCAAGACGCCCAGACCAUACGCUUCGAGGUAACGCCAUCUACGAACACUAACGUACUAACAGUAAUCGAUGUGGGUGUUGAGGGUGAAGAACUUUGCCAAGCUGUGGUGACGUUACCCAGCAUGACUGUCAGGGACUUCACGAGGAAGUACGAGCUUCAAUUCGAAGACGGUACUGUUAUCUCGGCUAGACUUACCAGUCAAGGAGAACAGGUCGACGGUAUGAAGAGCGAUCACGUGAUGUAA
Alternaria infectoria is the source of this 471-nucleotide messenger RNA. RefSeq lists its product as uncharacterized. The record is from RefSeq and is a predicted model, not a curated record. NCBI's taxonomy places the organism in Eukaryota, Fungi, Ascomycota, Dothideomycetes, Pleosporales, Pleosporaceae. The transcript has 2 exons. Bases 1 to 471 code for a protein of 156 amino acids.